UCCGCGGCGCAUGCGCGCGGCGCCGGCUCGCGAUUCCUCGUUGUCGCGCGUACUCGCGAACGUAUUUUCAGCACGUGCACAGAUGACAUAAUUAAGAUGCCGUGCAGUUUUAGAAAGUUCAUGCGUAUUAUUAAAUUCCUUUUGGCUGGAGGGACCGUGUUUUGUAUCAGCUGGAUUUUGAGUGUCAAUGAAUGGCACAGCGGCGUCCGCUGGGAGGAACGCCGUGGUUCCCCGGCGGUGCCGACUAUGAGGACCAUCGUGGCGUACUCGGAGGGCAAGCAAGCGGAGCUGGACAGACCUUCGCCGGUCACUUGCGAUCGGCUCCCGGCUUUCCCGAAAAUACCGUAUAUUAAUCGCACCUGGUUACCCGAUAUGGUUCACGAGUCCGGCUGGCAACAUGUAGCCGGGACUAGGGUCUCCCUUUACGCCGCCUACUACGACGAGAGGACACCGCAGCGGUACGUGCGAAUCUUGGCCAAAUUUCAAGGUCGCAAUAUCACCACAGAAGAACCGUUAUUUUGCCAAACACGCAUCCUCAAUCCAAACGAAGGUUCCGUGGAAGUAGUGGCAGCAAAACCAUUAGAAAUUUGGUGGCACGAAUGGGAUCUUUCAUUUUCAGAAGUUGAAACACCUCUUCUGCUCUCGUGCCCUUUGACAGAGAGUCUGUAUGGGCCAGCAGUUGUUUCAAUAGUCACUGAACCAUGCAAUAACCCUUCCAAUGCAUUUGCUUUAAAUUCAAAUGAAAAUAACUAUAAAUAUAAAAACUCGUUUACAAUAUGUGUUAAAGAUAUACAUUUUGAAAAUGAUGUUUCACAGAAUCUAGUAGAAUGGAUUGAAACAAAUAAAUUAUUAGGUGUGGAUGUUAUAGAUAUGUAUAUCGAUAAGAUAGAUAAACAAACAGAAAGAAUUCUUUUACACUACCGAGAGAAAGGUAACGUUAGAUUAUUUCAAGUUCCUAUUAAUAAUAAGCCAGGAAGAUCUCUUUGGCAGAGAAGAAGAGAUCAUAUAAUAACCUACAAUGAUUGCUUAUAUAGAAAUAUUCAUGAAUCUGAAUUUGUGAUUCCAUUAGACGUAGAUGAAAUUAUAUUACCGAAAAUAGCAAAAACUUUACCAGAGCUCAUAAAACGUCUAUUUAAGAAAGGAUGGGAUCCUAUGAAAAAUUCUGCCAUUUUGAUACAAAACGUUUUUUUCUUUGAUUUUAUGCAAGGAAUAGAUAAAUAUGAAUAUAGAAAAAUGCACAGCAAAAGUAAAGUCUAUGUAAAACGAGACGACGUCCGGAUCAAAAAAAGUCCAAAUGUAGAUAUAAGUGAUAUAGAACUAAUAGAUGAUACAAAUAGCAUUAACAAUGAAGUCAUAGAUGUUAGAGAAUUAGAUAAUGAUUUAUAUGACAAAUACAGAUCUAGGUGCGGAAGAGAUUUACUUACACCUAAACUAGUGAAAAACAUUGUGAGUUCUGCUAUAGUCAGUCCCGUGGGGUAUUACAGUAAGAGUCUUAUGUUAUCCAAAAAGGUGCUGACGGCGUUCAAUCACUAUCCUCUUGUGAGCCUGGGUGCGUCAGGUUUCGCCGGGUGGUCCGCAUCUUUCAGUGAAGUGCAGUUGAACCACUAUAAGGAAUCGUGCAACACGACGGUGGUGGCCGAGUGCGAGCGCUACGGAAGGCGCGCGCGCCUCGAUCGGGCCGCGCUGCGCCUGCGCAGACGCCUCACGCUCGCCCUAGCCAACGCCAUCUGCACUCAAAUAAACAUUACCUGA
This is a messenger RNA of Amyelois transitella, 1752 nucleotides long. RefSeq lists its product as uncharacterized. The coding region runs from base 97 to 1752 and encodes 551 amino acids. The transcript has 4 exons. The record is from RefSeq and is a predicted model, not a curated record. Lineage: Eukaryota; Metazoa; Arthropoda; Insecta; Lepidoptera; Pyralidae.